Tyto alba (common barn owl) is the source of this 1150-nucleotide messenger RNA. RefSeq names its product derlin 1 (gene DERL1). The transcript is spliced from 8 exons. Gene Ontology annotation, cellular component: Hrd1p ubiquitin ligase ERAD-L complex; endoplasmic reticulum membrane. The coding region runs from base 150 to 905 and encodes 251 amino acids. Gene Ontology annotation, biological process: endoplasmic reticulum unfolded protein response. NCBI's taxonomy places the organism in Eukaryota, Metazoa, Chordata, Aves, Strigiformes, Tytonidae. Gene Ontology annotation, molecular function: misfolded protein binding; ubiquitin-specific protease binding. The record is from RefSeq and is a predicted model, not a curated record.
GUGCGGUGUGUCAGGCGGAGGCGGCGGCGCCACGUCUGGCUCGGGGCUCCCUUCCUAGCCCGGGUCGGCGGCGGGAGCAGCGCGGCCGCGGCCUCGCCUCUCCCCUCCCUCAGCGGUCGGUUCCGUAGCGAGUCCUCGGCGGCGGCGCCAUGUCGGACCUGGGGGACUGGUUCCGGAGCAUCCCGCUGAUCACCCGCUACUGGUUCGCUGGCUCCAUCGCGGUGCCGCUCAUCGGCAAGCUGGGCCUCGUCAGCCCCGUCUACCUCUUCCUCUGGCCCGACGCCUUCCUCAACCGCUUCCAGAUCUGGCGGCCGGUAACUGCAACUUUCUUCUUCCCAGUGGGACCUGGAACAGGAUUUCUCUACUUGGUGAAUUUAUAUUUCUUGUAUCAAUAUUCAUCACGAUUAGAAACAGGGGCUUUUGAUGGAAGGCCAGCAGAUUACAUGUUCAUGCUCCUGUUUAACUGGAUCUGCAUUGUUAUAACUGGCUUGGCAAUGGACAUGCAGUUGCUGAUGAUUCCACUCAUCAUGUCAGUACUUUAUGUGUGGGCCCAGCUGAACAGAGACAUGAUUGUAUCGUUCUGGUUUGGAACAAGAUUUAAGGCCUAUUACCUUCCAUGGGUUAUUCUGGGAUUCAACUACAUCAUUGGUGGAUCAGUCAUCAAUGAGCUGAUAGGAAAUUUGGUUGGACACCUGUAUUUCUUCUUAAUGUUUAAAUAUCCAAUGGAUUUGGGAGGAAGGAAUUUUCUGUCCACUCCUCAGUUCCUGUACCGCUGGCUGCCAAAUAGGAGAGGAGGAGUGUCCGGGUUUGGUGUCCCACCCGCCAGUGUGAGAAGAGCUGCAGAAGAUCAGCAAGGUGGUGGAAGACACAACUGGGGCCAAGGUUUCCGGCUAGGUGACCAGUGAAGAACUGCCCUUGGAAAACAGCAACUCUUCAGUUUCAUUUGGAUGUAGAACCGAUCCUUCCUGGUGCAGAGCAUGCUUAAGAACCGAGCUCUCUGUAGUACUGUUGGAUUUAACUAAUUAGCAAGAAUGUUCCUGGUUCAAGAGAAAAUUAAAACUCCAGAAGGGAAAAAUGUAGUUCUUUCUCCAGGUUAGCCAGUAGUGUCCGAUUUGAUUCUGUCAUUAAAAGAAGCCUUCUUUAUACAGUA